Messenger RNA from Dimorphilus gyrociliatus, 3094 nucleotides. The record is from the annotation of a GenBank genome assembly. Lineage: Eukaryota; Metazoa; Annelida; Polychaeta; Dinophilidae.
ACUUCAAACGCUACCUGCGGAACAGCCAGUGGCGUCUGGUGCGCUGCUCCGCGAAAACGAGUGAUAGAGAUACAAAAGAGAAAGAGAGAGAGAACGAAGCAGAGUGUCGGAAAAGAGACCGAGCGAGAUAGAUAGACAGACAGGGAAAGAAAGAGAAAAAGGUAGUGAAGAAAUAGAAUGAAACAAGAUAGAUAGAUAGACAGAGGGAGAGAACGUCGACAAUUUUUAUUACAAGUCGCUUACGCAGAAGCAGACGGGAGCGCUUAUGCUACUAUCGCUAGCUAUUUUAAUAAGCGUUCUUUCUCCAUCUCUAACUAGUAAAGGAAAAUAUUCGGAGAACGACAGCGCUUCUGACUGCGUAAAAACUUUCAAAAGUGAAGAAGGCAAGGAAGGCACUUUUACUUCUCCAAGAUACCCGGAAGAGUAUAGUUCCGGUCAACAAUGCAAAUACGAAUUCAUUGGUAACCCAGAAGAAAGGGUACAAGUAAUAUUUGAAGAAGUUCAACUAUAUUACAUUUCUAAUGAUGCUAAAGAUCCGACUGAGUGUACAUCUAUUGAUUCUAUACGAGUACAAAUUAAAGAUGAGGGAGAUUUGAAAGAUAUCGGACUUUUCUGCGGGGAAAUGGAUAACCGCCAACUUAUGUCACCGAAUCAAUUUAUGGAGGUUAUCUUUGAUUCGGUAGAACGGGAAGAGUCUAGUAUCAAGGCUCCAUUUAAGGGUUUCAAAGCUAGAUACAAAUUUCUAACUAAUUUUGGUAUUUAUACGGGGAUACAAGAUAAAGCUGAUAAAUGUAUCUUCACUUUUACUAGCCGUCAGGCUAAAAGUGGCAUGUUUACUAGUCCAAAUUAUCCUGGUGAUUAUCCCCGGAAUACUGAAUGCCAGUACGUUUUCAAAGGAGAAAUGGAAGAAGAAGAAAUAGUUCAAAUUCACUUUUUAACUUUCUCAGUCGAGGGUAUCAAACCUUGUACAGAAGAAACAAAAAGCGAUUCUGUGUCAUUCAGCAAUUUUGGUUUUCGUAUAUCAGAUAGGAAGAUGAGCAAGUUAUGCGGAAAUUUUUUAAGUACGCAUCAAAGAACGGUCACUUCGGACGGCCCAUACUUCAGGGUUAUCUUUAAAUCUAAUUCGGUUUACGAUGAUAAAGGAUUUGAAGCGAGCUACCAGUUCAAAAAGAAAAAAGGUCAUUCAAUGAGAUUUUACGAAUAGAUAUAGAAUUAACCAUUUUAGAAUUGUUCUGUUAAACCUAUCUUAUUCCUAUCUUUGUUUCUAAAACUUUCUUUCCCAUUCUCUUAAAGUUCAAGCUGCUGCUUGACAAGGCUUUCUAUAAUUUAAACAAAAAUACAAAGACUAGAUAUAGAAUAAGGGUGUAUAGAUAAAUAAGAGUUAUGUGGGUCAUCAAAAAGAAUCGUUAUAGCGAAUAUUGUGACCGUACAUAGCGGAAACGUCACGCUCUAUUACGGUUCGACGCCCAAUAAAGAGUUCGAAGGUGGCAUCUAUUCAACUUUACUAGAAAAUAUUAAGUAACUUGGAUAAAAAAGCUAUAAUGGCUUUCUCGUGCUCUGCUACUCAAUAGCUAAUAUACGUAUACAUAAAGUAUAUUGUAAAUUUGGGUAUAUAUAUAUAUAUAUAUUACUCUAUGUAUAGUAAGCUACAAAUUCUCUUUAACAUCUUAAAAUGUAUUCAUACUCACUUGGUAGGGUACUUUGUUCUCAACCACAAAUGUAGCGGAUUUCCUUUCACUUCCAAAUACCCUUCAUACAUUUUCUAUAAUGAUCAUUAAUGCAAAGUGUAGAUAUUUAAUGGGAGAAAGAAUGAUAAUAAAAUAGUCUUAAAAUACUAAUCUUCGUUACGAUUACGAAGCACUCAACAGUCGACCUACAGUAUAUACUGCAUAUAUAAAUGCAUAAAUUCUUAUUUCAAUGGUAUAUUUAUAUUUCUUAGUAGAUAUAAAAAAAUUAAUCCUCUUUAUUGAGAACAUCGUUCGUAUAAUGUAUAACUUAUAGGCCAAAAUUAUGUCUGUUUUUCUAUUUUUAUCCAUAGAUGUGUUACUUUUUAGGACAAAAUGAUAUUAUAAAAAUAUAAAUAGUUUUAGCGAACAAUCGUAAUUAGGUAAAGGAUCAGACUUUCCUUCCUUUUUCAUCAUUCACUAUAGUUUAUAUUUUUUAAGGAAAAAGUAAAUAUCAUUAAUUUUUUUUUAUUUAAACCUUAAACGAGAAUGAAAAGCAUAUUUAAGCGUUAAAAUACAGGCGUCAAAUCCGAAAUACUCUUGUCCCAAAAGGGUCGUUUCCCACUAACGAACUUUCGAUUUUCAAUGUUCCACAUCGUCAGUCCAGAUUUUGAAAUUACAAUUCCAAUAGUCAUAUUUAUUUCUUUUUUUCCUUAAAAUAUCAAUACACCCUCUACCAGUCGUAUAUAUUGAAUUUCAUAUAGAUGUACAUAUAUAUAUUGCAUGCUCCUUUCCUUUCAUUCAUAUAAAAGCUAAAAAAAAAAAGAACAACAGCUUUAAAAAUAAUUAUCCAAUUCUUAUUUUUUCAACUCUGAAAGGAGCUCAGAAAUUAUUGUUAUUUCUCUUUUUUGCAGAUAAUAAUCAUCAACAAUCGGCUGAAAACAAUAGAUAUAUGAAUAAUCCCGCCGCAAGCUUUCGAUCAAGAAUAAAUAGCCUAGUUUUCUUCGUUUUCUUCCUCCUCGUUCUCUGCUGAUAAGAUUUUUUCAAGAAAAUGAAAAAAAAGAAAAAUGUUAAAAAUAUGAACAUAAAAAAAAGAUAAAAGAAGAUAAAAAGCGUAAAAAAAUUAUGCUCAUAUAGGAAACGUUCUCUCUUUUCCAACUAUCAUAUUUAUAUGCUAUACAAGAAUUUAUUAUAUAGUGAAUUUUUUCUAAUUAAAAACAAGAAAAAAGGUUGUUUGUUUUUCAUUGUCUUCUGUUCUUUUCAUAAUCCCAGAGCUGGAUUGACGAAAAAGCAUAGAUGACUAUUAUUUUAACUACAAACAAACAUUUUUUUUACAUUAAUUAUUAUGUAAAUUAAUUAAAAUAGUGAUUUAUUAACAUAAUUUUUAAUAAACAGUAUAUAUAUAUAUAUAUAUAUAUAUACUGUAUAUA